AUGGAUACAGUCCGUUUUGGCAGCUGGUCACAUUGUUGCCGUAUAAAAAUUUUGCUUGCGUUUGCUUCGCCACCGAAUUUUCCCGUGUUUUGUGUUUUUCUCUUCUCCCUCAGCUAGCUAAAAAAAACAAAUCGAUAUGGCAGCUUACACCGAGGAUCAGUUGGCUGAAUUCCAGGAGGCCUUCAACCUUUUUGACAACCGUGGUGAUGGCAAAAUCCAGCUCAGCCAGGUGGGCGAAUGCCUCAGGGCAUUGGGCCAGAACCCCACCGAGUCGGAUGUGAAGAAGUGCACCCACCAACUGAAGCCCGAUGAGCGCAUUUCGUUCGAGGUCUUCCUGCCCAUCUACCAGGCUAUAUCGAAGGCCCGCUCGGGGGAUACUGCCGACGAUUUCAUCGAGGGACUGCGUCACUUCGACAAGGACGCCAGUGGCUACAUCUCCUCGGCCGAGCUGCGCCACCUGCUGACCACGCUCGGCGAGAAGCUUACCGACGAAGAGGUGGAGCAGCUGCUGGCCAACAUGGAGGACCAGCAGGGCAACAUCAACUACGAGGAGUUUGUGCGCAUGGUUAUGAGCGGUUAGGAAGCAAGGAGAUCCUUCGACACACACAACACACUAACUAUCCACAGCACUUUUGAAACACACAAUACACACACACACACACACCUGCCAAGCUAGCUGAGAGCCGUUCAUUCCGCCAUAAGUUCCAAAAAUAAGAAAAAAAAAAAACUCCAACUCCAUAAUUCCAAUUGAGAGCCACCUGCCCCCAGGAAUUCCAACGAAAGACAAAGCCGAAAGCUGGGAGGAAUGCAUAGAAGCACAGAGAGGUUGGAGGCCACUUCCAUUUCCAACUUACUAACCAUCGAUGUAGACAUAUAGGUUCUCGAUUAAUCACUAAUCCACGUCUGUGAAUUGUGCGUAUUAUUCUAAAAGAGAAAACGAAAACAGGAAAAAUGUAUAAUUGCGUAAUUAUCCCGUAGUUCAGGCGUUCUUUUGUACCAAUCACUCGAUACCGAUACAUAUGUCAAAACUUAAGAAAAUAUUUAAAAACAAGUGGAGCAAACAGCGAGAGUAUCACGAAAAGUAUUUGUAACUAAAUUUAAUAUACGAAGUCAGCGGCGUAUGUUUGAAUUUAAAUGCGCAUUUUGAAGUUUUACAUGUUUUAUUUUUUUUAAAUAAUUUAAUAUUUGUAUUUAAUAAAUAAUUAUUAAAAAGAACAAGUGAAUGUGUAGGUCUUUUUACAAAAGAAACGUACUUAAAACUAUUAAACCAAUUGAAACCUUA
Molecule: messenger RNA, 1282 nt
Organism: Drosophila bipectinata
Lineage: Eukaryota; Metazoa; Arthropoda; Insecta; Diptera; Drosophilidae
Gene: Mlc-c
Product: Myosin light chain cytoplasmic
Cellular component (GO): myosin II complex
Molecular function (GO): myosin heavy chain binding; calcium ion binding
Source: RefSeq, a predicted model, not a curated record